Molecule: messenger RNA, 2051 nt
Organism: Anoplopoma fimbria (sablefish)
Lineage: Eukaryota; Metazoa; Chordata; Actinopteri; Perciformes; Anoplopomatidae
Gene: rcor1
Product: REST corepressor 1
Exons: 13
Coding region: 417-1757 (446 amino acids)
Biological process (GO): negative regulation of DNA-templated transcription; regulation of transcription by RNA polymerase II
Cellular component (GO): transcription regulator complex; histone deacetylase complex
Molecular function (GO): transcription corepressor activity
Source: RefSeq, a predicted model, not a curated record
CUCACACACUCUCACACUCACACACACACUCUCUCUCUCUGAUCAAUCAGCUGCUCUGGUCUCUGAUCAGUCUUCCGGUUGUUCGUAUCGAUCCUCCGGGUUGUGUUCGUGUCUGGUUCUGGUUCCGGAUGCUUGUUCCGGAACUUCCUCCGUGCGGAGCCUCGGAGUCUCAGUUAGCUGUUAGCUGUUAGCUGUUAGCUGUUAGCUGUUAGCUGCUAGCUGUUAGCUGUUAGCUGCUAGCUGUUAGCUUCAUCUCCAGCCUCCGGUCCACACCGACGCCCUCCCGCUGCCGGACGGACCGAGCAGCUAGCUUAGCACCGGGUAACUAGCCGGUUCGGUUCUGUUAGCAGUUAGCAGCUAGGCUAACCGGGUAGCUGUUAGCAGCUAGCAGCUAGGCGGUAGCCUCGGUCCUCCUCAUGCCGGCGAUGCUGGAGAGAAACCCGGAGGCUCCGGGGAAGAGGAGAGGCAGAGGCCCGGCGGGACCCGGGGCCAAGAGCCUGUCCGGGAACGGAACCAGCACCACCGGCUGCUGGGAGGAAGGAAGCUCCGGGUCCAGCAGCGACGAGGAGCACGGUGGAGGAGGGAUGCGGGUCGGACCGCAGUACCAGGCCGUGGUUCCGGACUUUGACCCGGAAGUGUCCCAGGCAGCUCAACUCAGAGAAAACCUGGGCAUGUUGGUUUGGAUCCCCAGCAGCUGUCUGAACCAGACUCAGUUGGACGAGUACAUUGCCAUCGCCAAAGAGAGACACGGCUACAACAUGGAACAGGCUCUGGGGAUGCUCUUCUGGCACAAACACAACAUUGAGAAAUCUCUGGCCGACCUGCCAAACUUCACUCCCUUUCCUGAUGAGUGGACGGUGGAGGACAGAGUCCUGUUUGAACAGGCCUUCAGCUUCCACGGGAAGAGCUUCCACCGCAUCCAGCAGAUGCUACCUGAUAAGUCCAUGGCCAGUCUGGUUCGGUUUUAUUACUCCUGGAAGAAAAGUCGCAGUAAAACGAGUCUGAUGGACCGACAGACACGAAAACACAAGAGAGAGAGAGACGACAGCGACGAAGAAGUCGAGGACAGAAACAUAAAUCCUCCCAGUGACUCGGAGCUCGACCCAAAUAAAGACGACAAGAAGGAGGUGAGUUCUGGGUCAGAGAGGUCAGAGGUCAAACCAGCUUCUGGACUGAAGACAGGAAGCAAGGCAUCUCAGCGGUUGAAGAAACGUCCUCCUAAAGGAAUGUUCUUGAAUCAGCUGGACGUUGUUUCUCUCUCGUCUUCGUCUGCUCAGGGUCUCAUCAGACAACUGGACUGUCAGCUGGUCUCCAUUAAAAGACAGAUUCAGACCAUCAAACAGUCAAAUGGCUCUCUGAAGGAGAAAGUCAGCUCAGGAGUCGACGAGUACAGACAGCCUGAGGUAAAUCAGAAGUUUAACACUCGUUGGACCACAGAGGAGCAGCUGCUCGCUGUACAAGCCAUCAGGAAGUAUGGGCGGGACUUCCAGGCAAUCUCAGAUGUGAUUGGUAACAAGUCGGUGGUUCAGGUGAAGAACUUCCUGGUGAACUACAGACGGAGGUUUAACCUGGAUGAGGUUCUUCAGGAGUGGGAGGCAGAACACGGGAUGGAGGGGGGAGACAGGAGAGGAGGAGAGGAGGACAAGAUGGAGGACAAGAUGGAGGAGUGUCCUGCUGAGGAGGAGGAGUUCACUUCCACAGAGACCAAGGAGGACUCGUCCUCUCCGAUGGACUCCCAGAAGCCUUUGCCAUCUUGACUCUCUGACUCCGCCCUCUGGUUUAAUGAUGUCAUCAUGAGUUUAUUAUUUCGUUUUAGAGUGUUGGACUUUUAUUGGUCAGUUAUGAGGUUUGUGUCAUGAACCUUUCAUCACUGCCCUCUCCGGACCAAUCAGAAAUCAAAGUGGGUGGGGCCUGUUUUCUCUUUCACGUAUAACAAUGUUUUAUGUUUUUAAACUUUGGGGGCGGGCUUUGCCACAUUGGUUGAUGUCACUCAGGUAGCGGGCGUGACAAAAACAAAAACUUCAUCAAUAAAUGAAUUUGUUUCUUCUUUA